CACAAGCUACACCACUUUCUUCUACCCUCUCUCUGUGUGUUUUCAAGGUCUCAACGGCUACCAUGGCUGCUACGAGAUCACUUCUUCUUUCUUUGUCAAUUCUACUUCUACUUUGCUUCAACGCUUCUUGCAAAGAUACCCAUGAUCUUGAUGAAGAAGAUCUUAGUUUCCUCGAGGAAGACGAGCACGACGCCGCCGAAUCAUCCCAUCACGGUUACGAGGACCAUGAUUUCGAGAACUAUGAUGAUUUGGAUGAUUUCGGAGACGGGGAGGGAGAAUACCCAGAUUCAGAAUCGGCUCCCGAAGCUGAGAUCGACGAGAGUGAUGUAGUUGUGCUAAAUGGGUCAAAUUUCAGUGAUUUCUUGGAGAAAAAUAGGUAUGCCAUGGUGGAGUUUUACGUGCCGUGGUGUGGGCAUUGCCAAGCUCUGAAACCGGAGUAUGCGGCGGCGGCGACGGAGUUGAAGGCGGAUGAGGUAGCGCUGGCGAAGAUGGACGCUGGAGAGGAGACUGAACUGGCCCAAAAGUACAAUGUUGAAGGGUAUCCUACAGUGUUAUUCUUUAUUGACGGUGUUCAUAAGCCUUACAACGGUGCGAGGAACAAGGAUGCUAUUGUGACUUGGGUGAAGAAGAAGAUUGGUCCUGGUCUACACAAUUUGACCACAACCGAGGAAGCUGAAGGCGUAUUAACCAGCGAAUCACCAGUAGUUGUGGCCUUUGUGGAAAAUUUGGUGGGUCCAGAUAGUGAAGAACUUGCUGCAGCUUCAAAACAAGAAGAUGAAGUAAGCUUCUACCAAACAUCCAGUGCUGAUGUGGCAAAGCUUUUUCAUAUUGACCCAAAAGGGAAACGACCAGCUUUGGUAUUGGUAAAGAAGGAAGACGAGAAAGUUAGCCACUUUGGGGGUCAGUUUGUAAAUUCAGCAAUAACAGAGUUUGUCUCAAAGAACAAGCUCCCUCUUGUGAUUUACUUCACUCGUGCAAGUUCUUCACAAGUAUUUGAGAACCCAAUCAAGAAUCAGGUGAUUCUUUUUACUACUUUGAAUGAAACCGAGAAGUACCUUCCUAUAUUCCAAGAAGCAGCAAAAUAUUUUAUGGGAAAGGCUCUUUUUGUAUACGUUCCAAUGGACGAAGAAGAUGCUGGUAAACCAGUUGCAGAAUACUUUGGCAUUGAAGGAAGUGCUCCAAAAGUUAUAGCAUUCACUGGAAAUGAAGAUUCCAGGAAGUUCUUUUUGGAAGGAGAAUUGACCUUGAACAACAUCAAGUCAUUUGGUGAAAAUUUCCUAGAAGACAACCUCAAGCCCUUCUACAAGUCUGAUCCAAUCCCCGAGACUAAUGAUGAGGAUGUAAAAAUAGUUGUUGGUAAUAACUUUGAUGAAAUAGUUUUGGACGAGUCAAAGGAUGUUCUUCUAGAGAUAUACGCGUCAUGGUGUGGCCAUUGCCAAGCACUCGAACCAACUUACAAUAAACUCGCAAAACAUCUUAGAGGGAUUGAUUCCCUUGUUAUAGCCAAAAUGGAUGGCACCACAAAUGAACACCCUCGUGCCAAGUCUGAUGGAUUCCCGACACUACUUUUCUUCCCCGCUGGCAAUAAGAGUUUUGACCCGAUCACAGUUGAUACAGAUAGAACAGUGAAAGCCUUCUACAAGUUUCUCAAGCAACACGCGGCUAUCCCAUUCAAGCUCCAGAAACCUGAGUCGACUCAGAAACCCCAAACCGAGUCCACUCAGAAACUCGAAACUGAGUCAACUCAGAAACCCGAGUCAACACAGGAAAGCAGCAAUCAAGAUCUGAAGGAUGAAUUAUGAUUUAUGAGGUUUUCCAUAACUUCUAACUUCAAAAAUUAGCAUAUGUUGCUCUACCAAAAUCGAAUAAUGUAGUGGUCAAAGCCCGAAAGUCAAAUUUUCAGUUUUUUUUACUACGUUUGACUUGUGUAAAAUGUCAAAGCUUUAUAGGAUAUUUAUAUUUAUAUAUGAUCUUUCUGCC
Molecule: messenger RNA, 1980 nt
Organism: Lactuca sativa (garden lettuce)
Lineage: Eukaryota; Viridiplantae; Streptophyta; Magnoliopsida; Asterales; Asteraceae
Product: protein disulfide isomerase-like 1-4
Biological process (GO): protein folding; response to endoplasmic reticulum stress
Cellular component (GO): endoplasmic reticulum
Molecular function (GO): protein disulfide isomerase activity
Source: RefSeq, a predicted model, not a curated record